This is a messenger RNA of Schizophyllum commune H4-8, 2137 nucleotides long. RefSeq lists its product as uncharacterized. The record is from RefSeq and is a predicted model, not a curated record. The transcript has 3 exons. Lineage: Eukaryota; Fungi; Basidiomycota; Agaricomycetes; Agaricales; Schizophyllaceae. The coding region runs from base 255 to 2018 and encodes 587 amino acids.
GAACACGUGCGCUCCGAAUGUUGAACGCGUCCACCAUCCAAGACGCGACGAGAGUGCUCUCGCAGGCUGAAAACAUACGUCUGUCGCAAAAUCGCUGCUUUUUGAUAUAUCUCUGACUGUCUCAGAACAUCUUUCAAAUAGUCAGGACAGCGACUCUCAUAUUUAUUCAGACUCGCCACCUUUUCCUACUUCUUCCGCUGUGCGCAGGACCAUCUUCUGUACACUUGUGAUUUAGCUUGACAACCUGUACAAUCAUGGACGACGGUCCCACCGCUCUGGCCUUGCCCUCGGAAAUUUGGAACCAAAUCUUCGACCUAGCGUCGGAUGAGGAUGUUAUCUUUCAGUAUGGGCUGCCAACUGUCAUGGCCGAGUCCGCGUGGUUCAAAAACCCAUUUGGUGAAUGGACGCUUCGGUCGCCGCAGGAAGCCAUCAAUUUGGUCCAGCGACGGGCCUACUUCACCAAGAAGUCCAUUAGGUCGACUUGUCGAGCAUUCCGUCAGAUAGGCGCCGAGUUCAUGUACCGCUGCCUGUUCUUCAACGACCCGGCUCGUCUGCAGAAACUCAGCGACGCCCUCGACGCAUCCGCCACCAUCGCCACCACCAAAACGAAGUCCAUCGGCUGGUGGAGCCGUCGCUUGCAUCUUACACGCUACUAUGCGAACACGAAUCGCGGGCUCACCAUGAUGGACAUGGAGCGCGCACUCAUCAACGUGAUCAAGCACUGUCCAAAUCUCGAGAUUUUCAUCAUCGACUGGUCCCUCGGCGACACCUUCGGCCCCGUCGCGGACGCGUUGGCGACGUACGCGUGCCGCUCGCUGCGCACGGUGCGCUGGAUAGUGCCGAGCAGCGAGAUGCACAAGGUGAUCUGGGCGCUGGACUGCCUGCCCAACAUCAUUGCCGCGCACAUCGAGUUCGAGCCGCCGACGGAGGAGGACUCGGAUAACGUAGUCGUCCUGGGCUCGGCGUCGGAUAUAAACCUGACGCUCCCGUGCCUGCAGCAGCUCGUCGUGCGGGGGAACAUCCAGGAGUUCCUCGAGCAGGCAACUGGCUGGACCUUGCCCAGCCUGCGCAGCCUCUCCAUCGACUGCGGCAACAACCGCACCGACCAGCCGGACGUGGUGCAGUUCCUCACCCGCCACGGCGCGCGCCUCCUCUUCCUCGACCUGCAGUGCAUCCCGCCGCUCGACAUGCCGCGCAUCCUGCACCUCGCGCCCGCGCUCAAGACGCUGUGCUUCAACGGCGACUGGCGCCUCCCCUACGAGCACGGCCUCGCGGACACGCCGACCAGCACGCUCGUCCUGCGCCCGCACGAGAACAUCGAGACGGUCGGGCUGCACGGGCUCAUGUACGCGUUCGGCGUCGGCUACGCGGCGGCGUACGCGAGCGUGGAGCCCCUGCGCGCGCACCUUGUGCGGAGGUCGAACGACAUGAACGUCGCGGCGCUCAACAAGCUGUACUUCCCGCGCCUGCAGCGCGUGCGCGCGCUCAGCCGCUCCAUGCUCAUCGACCUCAACCGCGAGGACGGGCCGAGUGUGGAAGAGGGCGGCAUCGAGCGCUGGGAGAAGUGGUACGGCACGCUCGAGCGCAUCGGCGUGCGGCUGGAGGACUGCACGGGGCAGCUGUUGGGCACGCUGCCGCAAGACGAGGACGAGGCGGAGGAUGAGGAGGAGAGCGAAGGGAGCUCGAGCGACGAGGAAGAGGAAAUUAGUUGGGAAUACCAGGUGCCGCCAAUCGAGGAGGAGGAGGAUGAAGACGAAGAGGAUGCUCCGAGCGGUGGCGUAGCGGAGCUGCGCAAGUUGCUGGACGAGUGCCGGGCAAUGGGAGAGACACGCGAGCCCCCGAUGUUUGCCGGCAUCAUGGCAGAUUUUGCGGCCAUGUAUCCUGGCCUUCCGGCCGCCUCACCGAGUGGCGAGCAGGCUGCAACGGCCGCCAGCCCUGCAGCUGAAGGUGCGGCUCCCGCUGUCGCUGCCGAUCCAGGACCAGUGGCUGCAGCGCCUGAGUCUGCUCCUUCGCAGUAAACGAUUCUACCAUAUGUACGAUUCCAGAUUGACACCAUAUAUACUCGAUGCUCAAGUAAAUGGUCCCAUAGAUACCACCGCACGUACAAUAUUCAUACAAUCACCGAGUCACUUCCUCU